Molecule: messenger RNA, 1071 nt
Organism: Salvelinus fontinalis (brook trout)
Lineage: Eukaryota; Metazoa; Chordata; Actinopteri; Salmoniformes; Salmonidae
Product: cornifelin homolog A-like
Exons: 3
Coding region: 167-769 (200 amino acids)
Source: RefSeq, a predicted model, not a curated record
UGUAUUAGCUACUGACCUGCUUCCUUUGGCAAUAGUGAAAGGAGAUGUAUUCUUUGUGACCUCAGAAGUUUAAAUUCCAGGAGUAUCUUAGCUGAAUAACCUGAUAACAAAAAUACAAUUGAAUAAUUGUGUAUUGAAUCAGCAAAACUCAUGUGGAUAUAUAUUCAUGCAUAUUAUUUUCAGUUCCUCAUAUAACUCAACUCCAUAUUACCUGGGCAGAUCUCUGGCAGUGCUUUUGAUUUGCAUUGUCCUCUGUAUAUCCAUAGUGAUGGCAGUCCAGCCCCAGCCGAUGGCUGUAGUGAACAUACAGCCAGGCAUGUUUCGGGCCCCUGCUGACAUAAAGACUGGGGUGUGGAGCAGCAGCAUCUGUGACUGUUGUGAUGACAUGAAGAUCUGUUGCUUUGGGUUCUGGUGCCCAUGCUGCCUGAGAUGUCAGAUGAGUACAGACUUUGGGGAGUGUUUCUGUCUCCCACUGCUGGACAUUUUCGUCAACUGUAUCCCAGCUGUUUCUCUGGCCCUCCGGAGCACCAUGAGGGAGAGAUACCGCAUCCAGGGGACCAUAUGCAACGACUGCCUCUUGGUCGCCUUCUGCACCCCCUGUGCCUGGUGCCAGAUGGCCCGAGAGCUGAAGUUACGUCAGCGCACUCACCUCCUCUGCCAUGUCCCAUCCCCUGUCCAGAUCAACAUGCAUCCCCCUCAAGCCCUUUCUCCCCCCUCUAUGUAUCUACAGCCUAUGCCUGUAGGACACUACACCUCCGCGCCACAAUAGAAUAUAGCCAGCAUAAGCAAGAGAUAAAUUAGGGGGUUGUGGAUGAGUGCCAUUCUAGAAUGUGAAACAGGCAGCACAGCCAGCCAACAGUGCAUCACAUAGAUAUCUGUUUUAAAAAAUUAUAGGAAAGCAAACACUUUUAGAGAAAUCUUAACAUUAUCAGGAAAUCAUAACACUAUCAGAAUGACAUUGAUUGCAAUGAAUGAAUUAAAAUAUAAACGUCCUUAAUGUUUUAUAUAGCUUGUUAGACGCUAACACUUAAAAUUACACGAUUAACACAACCAUGCAACUACGGUAUCUGA